Molecule: messenger RNA, 345 nt
Organism: Talaromyces marneffei
Lineage: Eukaryota; Fungi; Ascomycota; Eurotiomycetes; Eurotiales; Trichocomaceae
Exons: 4
Coding region: 1-345 (114 amino acids)
Biological process (GO): replication fork processing; resolution of meiotic recombination intermediates
Cellular component (GO): FANCM-MHF complex; Fanconi anaemia nuclear complex
Molecular function (GO): chromatin binding; protein heterodimerization activity
Source: RefSeq, a predicted model, not a curated record
AUGUCGGAUAACAACCAAGCAGAAACACAGGCGCUGGAAGAGCGAUUCAAAUCUGCCCUCUGGCUGGCUAUUGGCAAGAUUGUUGAUGAAGAAACCAUGCAAUUAGGCGUCAAUGCCACUCCCCAGUUUAUCGGAGCUUUGACGGAGAUGGUAUGGGCACAGAUCGAAUCAGUCAGCCAGGACCUUGAAGCGUUUGCCAAACACGCCGGCCGAUCUACAAUCAAUACCAAUGAUGUGAUGCUGCUAGCGCGACGCAAUGAAGGCCUAGAAUCUAUUCUACGAGCGUUUGUCGAUCAACAGAAAGAAGCGGCUCAGCAGGAAGCACAGAGCGAGGACAGUGAUUGA